AUGAAUCCUUUCAAAAUAUACGCUCGCUCUGUAAACCGGUUAUCUCCAAUAUCGCGUCAGUUUAUUCGUCAAAUGUCUUCUGGCAAAACUCAUAUUAGUAUUCCUUAUUAUACUCCCUUGGGUCCGUAUCAUACUCAUAAUGGUGGGCAAACCUACUUAAUUAAACUUUUAGAUAAUAUUGGACUUGAUAAGAUUGAAUCGAUUAAGUUUGAUGGCCCGGUUUAUUCUCUUUUCCCGGAUUCAGCGUUAAAGGAAACCAUUGAGCUCAUCCAUCGUCGUAAUAUUGAAGUUUCAACUGGGGGUUUACUUGAGCAACUUUGUGUCCUAGGUACUGGAAUUAAAGAUUCAUCCUUGUCAACUAAAAUUUAUUUGAAAAAAUGUAAAGAAGUUGGAUUUGAUUACUUGGAAAUUAAUAAUCUUUUUGAUAAUAUUAUCCUUGAACGCUCGUAUCUAAGUCGAAUCGUUAAUAACGCCAACUCGAUUGGAUUGAAGCUUAAAGCAAAGAUUUGUAUUUUCAAAGCAAAUAUGGGAAUUCCAGGAAUUCAAAUCUUUAAGACAGCUAAUAAAGUUGCUCGAUGUUUAAAUUAUUCUGACGAUGAGAGCUCCGACGAUUCUGAUUCUGACAACUACAAUGGCACCGUAGAUGACGUCAUGAAAAAGAUUCAUGAUCAAUACGACUUUCUUACAACUCUAAUUAAAGGUUCCAAUAUCUUAAUCGCAAGCGAUGGCAUUUUCCAAAACAUACCAUUGAUAGGACAUAAAAAAGAACAGUGGUUUGCUAAUAUUUUGGACAGGAUGACAUCCGAUCAGAAAUUUGAGAACGUAACAUACGAAGCUCCUAAUCCGGAAAUUUUUACUUUUCUGUUAGAUCGAUAUAGUUCUAAUAUCAACUUACUUGUUGAUUAUUCGCAUGCUUAUCAUGUGUCUCGUCUGAGGAAAGAUUGUUCGGAGAUUUCGAAGUUAAUAGCACAAGAUGUUAUGCAAAACCAGAAACAUAUAAUUGAAAUUGUCUGUGCUUUAGUACUAUUAUCAUUAUAG
Molecule: messenger RNA, 1038 nt
Organism: Funneliformis mosseae
Lineage: Eukaryota; Fungi; Glomeromycota; Glomeromycetes; Glomerales; Glomeraceae
Source: the annotation of a GenBank genome assembly